UGUCAUCAUCAAAAUACCCUUCAUUAGAUAAAUGCAUGAAUGUUAGCAGAAUUUUCUGAUUGUUGGUUUUGGUCCAACUCCAGGUAUGUUAGCAAGGGAGAUUUAACAAUGUGACUAAGAUUUUUUGCCUGGUUGGUGAUGAGGAUGCUUAAAGGAAGCCAAGGAAAGGCCUCAUUCACUAGCGAAAAUGAAGUCCUUUUUCUCACCAAACUCCCAUUGAGUUUGAGGAUGGCAAGCCUUUUUGCUUGCAUUGGCAGGUACCCCACUUACAUAUAAGAAAAUGUUCAUCUUACCUACCUGGCUUGUGGGCUAAGGCUCAUUUAAAAUUUUGACUGUCUCAUUGAUUAUGUUUGAUCGUUAGCUUCCUUUUGGAAGAACAAAAACAAUACAGGUAGUACUUAAAAUUGAAACAGAGUUAGGCACCAACCCUCUUAGCAAUCUAACAUACAAAGCAUGCUUAAAAACCUACAUUCGCAUGCAAGCCACAAUCAACUCUCUCUUUCUCUCUUUUCUUCAAGCUUCUGCAGCUCAAAAUCUCUCUCAAAUAUCUCUUCUGCAGCCCUCUCACUGUUGAUUUUCAUGGUCGCUGUUUGUUGUAACUUGGUGUGCUUUAUGGUGACUUUAUGGAGUUGUAGGAGCCCUCUGUCAAUAAUCUUGUAACUUACUUGUACUUUUUCAAAGGGCUCCUAAAACUCCAAAGUUUUCUACUUCUUUUGCAGAUGGGAAAGAUGUCAAACUUCCAACUGGGUGUUAUUGGCGCCCUGUUUCUUUCAGUUGCAUCAUCUGUCUCCAUUGUCAUAUGCAACAAAGCUUUGAUGAGCAAUCUUGGCUUCCCUUUUGCAACAACACUCACUAGCUGGCAUCUCAUGGUAACAUUUUGCACCCUUCAUGCGGCACAACGCGUCAAUCUGUUUGAGAAUAAACCAAUUGACAUGAAGACUGUGAUGCUCUUUGGCAUCCUCAAUGGCGUUUCCAUUGGAUUUCUCAACUUGAGCCUUGGAUUUAACUCCAUUGGAUUCUAUCAGAUGACCAAACUUGCAAUCAUACCAUUCACUGUAUUAUUGGAAACUGUCUUCCUAAAAAAGCAAUUCAGCCAAAAGAUAAAGCUGUCCCUCUUCCUUUUACUUGUUGGAGUUGGCAUUGCCUCUAUAACUGAUCUCCAACUCAAUUUUGUUGGGACAAUCGUUUCUCUCCUUGCCAUCGCAACGACCUGUGUUGGGCAAAUUCUGACAAACACCAUACAGAAGAGGCUCAAUGUCUCUUCAACCCAGCUGCUGUACCAGUCAGCCCCAUUUCAAGCAGCUAUUCUGUUUGUCUCAGGCCCAUUGGUAGAUCAGUUCCUCACCAAGCAAAAUGUGUUUGCUUACAAAUAUUCCCCUAUAGUCUUGGCUUUCAUCAUCCUGUCAUGCAUUAUUGCUGUAUCUGUCAACUUUAGCACAUUUCUGGUUAUUGGCAAAACAUCCCCAGUCACAUAUCAAGUUCUUGGCCACCUCAAGACUUGCCUGGUUCUUGCCUUUGGCUAUACACUGCUGCAUGACCCCUUUACAGGCAGGAACAUCGUUGGAAUCCUGAUAGCCAUUUUUGGGAUGGGCUUGUAUUCAUAUUUUUGCACCCAGGAGAACAACAAGAAACAAGCUGAUCCAUUGGGGUCUCAGAUGAAAGAAAAGGACGCAACACCAUUUCUGGCACCGGAGAAAGAAGACCAUGAAGUUAAAAAUUCAGACAAGGAUUCCCUUGUCUAAAGCAAAACAUGAUUUUGGUAUAAAGAUUUUCUUCCAAACAUUUUGUACCUCAAGUCUAAAUGACUUUGAUUCUUUAAAUAAAUCACUCAUUUCCAAUUCAUCUGACCUUCCUCUUCAAAGCUUAUAGUAAAAUUUAUGGAUCCAUUAGCAAAUUGUGUCAAUUCAGCUUCAUUGUUAGCAUUUCUUUGGCAGUGAAAAUUGCUAUACAUAAAUGAAAA
Molecule: messenger RNA, 1960 nt
Organism: Durio zibethinus
Lineage: Eukaryota; Viridiplantae; Streptophyta; Magnoliopsida; Malvales; Malvaceae
Product: UDP-xylose transporter 1-like
Source: RefSeq, a predicted model, not a curated record